GCGCGGCGGCGGCGGCGGCCGGGAAGCUGAGGGAGCGGCGGCGGUUUUUUGUCAGCGCUCGGCGGCCCCCUCAGCUCGGUCGCGAGGGCAGCCCCCACACGGAGGCCCGCCGCGGCUCAGGCCUCGGGAGCGGCAGCGGCAGCGAGUCCAGAGAGUCCACCCUUCUUCCUCUGAUGUUUUGUCCUGCCCGUAGGCCUUUUGUUGACCUGCUGCCUCCUGGCUACGUCUCCAGCGGCACUGGCAGUGCCUACCUCUGAAGAUCCCAAGGGUCUCAGCCUUCGUUCGUUGUUGCCUUGGAUUUAUUUGGCUGAACAUCCCAAGGGAGAUCCAUGUAUACCCCAAGUGGUUCAGUGUUGCCCGGUGGCCGAAGGCGAAGAGGGCAAGAUGGGAGUGCCUUGCCCAAGCAACCCGAAAGGAGCUUGGCAUCUGCCUUGCCUGGGGCCCUCUCCAUAACUGCCCUGUGUACUGCCUUGGCAGAGCCCGCCUGGCUACGGAUACACGGGGGCACUUGUUCUCGCCAGGAGCUGGGGGUUGCUGAUGUGCUGGGAUACAUUGAUCCGGAUCUGCUUAAAGACUACUGCAUGAACCCCCAGACGGUGUUAUUGCUUCGGGUCAUUGCUGCCUUCUGCUUCUUGGGCAUCAUCUGUAGCCUUUCAGCUUUCCUUCUCGACGUCUUCGGGCCCAAGCAUGCCGCACUGAAGAUUACGCGCCGUUACGCCUUUGCUCACAUCCUCACAGUGCUGCAGUGCGCCACGGUGAUCGGGUUUUGCUACUGGGCCUCGGAGCUGAUUCUCGCCCAGCAACAGCAGCACAAGAAGUACCACGGCUCGCAGGUCUACGUUACGUUCGCCGUCAGUUUUUACCUGGUGGCCGGAGCCGGCGGGGCAUCCAUCCUGGCCACGGCUGCCAACCUGCUGCGCCACUACCCCACUGAAGAAGAGGAGCAGGCCUUGGAGCUCCUGUCCGAGAUGGAGGAGAAUGAACCUUACCCCGCCGAGUACGAAGGCAUCAACCAGUUCCAGCCACCACCGGCUUACACGCCGUAACGCUUCCCCGGAUGACGGCUGGGGCAAAGGGGGGAGGGAGCUUCUUCCAGCCCGUCCCGAAAGUCAACCUGCACACAAUUGCUUUGGGAACGCGUUCCCUUCUCUUCCUGGAACCUCCUCUUGUAGGUGUUUCUCCUUUCCUUCCUCUCCGUGGAUCUGCUCCCUUUUACCAUUUCCUGUCUGGAGAGAGGACAGGAGCCAGAGCCGAAGACUUGCUCAUGCAGUGACCUCUGAAGCAGGCGUAUUCUGAAGCAAUGGGGUGACCAUUGGGGCGGGGUUUGAACCUCAGGCAUUCAGUGGGGAGGGGGUGGAAGUUUUCCUGACUUUUUCAGCUGCCAAGAGCGGCAGAGUUUGGGGGCUCCAGAGAGAGAGAGAGAGAGAAAGGAAAAAGAGAGCUGCUUCAGGAGAAGGAAGCGAAAAGGAAGGCGUGUAGACAGCUUGAUUGGGUGGG
This is a messenger RNA of Pantherophis guttatus, 1497 nucleotides long. NCBI's taxonomy places the organism in Eukaryota, Metazoa, Chordata, Lepidosauria, Squamata, Colubridae. The record is from RefSeq and is a predicted model, not a curated record.